AUGUCCUGUAGAAAAUUUUAUACACCAAGACACGGAUCAUUACAAUAUGUACCAAAAAGAAGAGCUAAAAGUAUGAAAUCGUCAAUAAGAGCUUAUCCAAAGGAUGAUCAAUCUAAUCCAUGCCAUCUUACUGGAUUUGUCAGUUAUAAGGCUGGUAUGACACACGUUGUUCGUUCAAUGGAAGUUAGAUUCAAGAACAAAGUAAUUAACAAGGAAGUUGUUGAUGCUGUUACUAUUCUAGAAACACCUCCUAUGGUAUGCCAUGGUAUUGUUGGAUAUAGAAGAGGUAUUAGUGGUCUUGAAAGAACUAAAGUUUUGCUUGCUGAUAAUUUAGAAGAAAAUGUCAUUAGAAGAAUGUUUGUUCAAAAGUAUGUUAAGAAUGUAGAGUAUGAAGAUAAGAGAAAAUCACCUGGAUUUACUGAAGAAGAUAUUGAAGAAUUAGUUAACACCAGUGAAAUAAUUAGAAUGCUUUGUAAUACACAGCCUGAUAAGAUUAAAUCUCUUAAGACUAAGAAAGCUCAUAUUACAGAAAUUCAAGUAAAUGGUGGAUCAAUACAAGAGAAGGUUAAUUUUGCACUUGAACGUUUUGAACAGGAAAUUUCAAUUUCAGAUGUAUUUAACAAGGGAGAGAUGAUUGACACUAUGGGAGUUACUAAGGGUAAAGGUUUCCAAGGUGUUGUUAAGAGGUAUGGUGUAACUAUUCUACCUAGAAAGACUAAUAAGGGUACUAGAAAGGUAGCUUGUAUUGGACCAUGGCAUCCAUCAGGUGUUAUGUUUUCAGUAGCUAGAGCUGGUCAGUUGGGUUGUCAUAGACGUACUCAACAAAAUUUGAGAGUUUAUUCAAUUGGAAAUGGUUUAGAACCUUUACAAACAGAAUUUGAUUUAACUGUUAAAACUGUUAACCCACUAGGUGGAUUUGUAAAGUAUGGUUAUGUUAAGAAUGACUUCAUUAUGGUUAAGGGGUGUGUAACUGGUCCAUGUAAGAGAGCUAUUACAUUAAGAAAGACUCUUCAUCCAAGAUCUGUGAAAGAAGCAUCUAUCAAGUUUAUUGAUACUUCAUCUAAAAUUGGUAAAGGUAGAUUCCAGACUUCUGAAGAGAAGAGAGCCUUCUAUGGUAUUUCUAAACCAGAGGUUAAUAACAGUAAUUAA
Messenger RNA from Hepatospora eriocheir, 1149 nucleotides. NCBI's taxonomy places the organism in Eukaryota, Fungi, Microsporidia, Hepatosporidae. The record is from the annotation of a GenBank genome assembly.